Messenger RNA from Chaetomium globosum CBS 148.51, 1347 nucleotides. RefSeq lists its product as uncharacterized. NCBI's taxonomy places the organism in Eukaryota, Fungi, Ascomycota, Sordariomycetes, Sordariales, Chaetomiaceae. Bases 1 to 1347 code for a protein of 448 amino acids. The record is from RefSeq and is a predicted model, not a curated record. The transcript has 4 exons.
AUGUACUGCAACACCGAGCAAAACAUUGAGCACAGCUCAAUGCUCAGAACGAGGUGCCUACGACCAGCCGAGCCUGAUUUGCUACCCGUGCAAGCAGCUGAGGGAGAUGGCGACGACCAGGAGACGCCGCUUUUGGCCGAAGACAUUGCAAUCAAGAGGGAUUUCGACGAAGCGCUUGCCGCAGAGGAGAUGCAACGAUGCCUGCGUUGCAAGGAGCGCUGGUUUGACAUCAAGCUCAUGGCGGAUGGCAGCCGUUGGAGGAGCUUUUCAUUGCGCCUCAGCGUCAUCCUGAUUGGAGACUUCUUCCAGCCCCCCCCUGUUCUCAACAAGCCGCUAUACUCAACGCGCGACGACCUGAAGGACAUCGAGAUUGUCGGGCGUAAUGCGUACCUCUCAUUCGACAAGUCGGUGUUUCUGACCACAAUACAGCGGCAGCAGGGCGAAGACCAGGCCCCGUUUCGGCGGGCCUUGGAAGAACUGCGAAAGGCUAAUGUGUCAGUGCCCUCCUGGGAACUCCUUGCUUCGAGGUGUUCUGUCAAGCUUUCUCUCGAGGAGGCUGACAGCUUUGCUGAUGCGCUUCGCAUCUAUCCCACCAAGGCCCAGGUCGUCGAGUACAAUCACCAACACAUGCUUGGCCUGGACAGCCCCGCCAUUCAGGUCGAGGCAAAGCACGAGGGUGUGGGUGCGGAGAAGGUUGAGUCCUCAAAUGCCGGCAACUUGGCCAAGCGCUUGCCCCUGUGUGUUGGUUGCAGGGUGAUGCUGACGCGGAACUUGUGGGCCGACGUUGGGCUCGUCAACGGCGCACAGGGCACAGUCCACGAUAUAUUCUGGAAGGAGGGUGCUAACGUACUGCAAGACCCGCCCGAGAUUGUUAUGGUGGCCUUCGACGACUACACAGGCCCAGCCUUCGCGAUGCCGUGUGGGGAGGAGCUCCGCAGAGGAGAGAAGUUGGUGGUCCCCAUUCUUCGCGUACGGCAGGAUUUCAUAGUUGGUGCCAGAUCCUGUCACAGAGAGCAGUUCCCUUUACUGGUGAGCUACGCAAUCACCGUCCACAAGUCACAAGAUAUCACUCUUGACAAGGUUGUCUGCGAUAUCUCCGCCCCAGAGUUCUCUUCUGGCCUCUCCUACGUGGCCGUUUCGCGGGUGAAUACACUCGGCGGGCUGAUGCUUGAGAAGGCCUUCGACCGCAGCAGGGUCUAUCGCGAGACACCAUCGCGAGCUAUGGGGUUGAAGUUGUUGGAUCACGCCACCAGGCAACUGCAGGUGUUAGAUGCAGUGGUGGCGAAGGAUCGCUCAGAGGAGUCUGGUUGGGAUACAGGCAGCGAGAAUGGGAGUGUAGAGGUAUAA